Messenger RNA from Protopolystoma xenopodis, 336 nucleotides. NCBI's taxonomy places the organism in Eukaryota, Metazoa, Platyhelminthes, Monogenea, Polystomatidea, Polystomatidae. The record is from the annotation of a GenBank genome assembly.
GUCUUGCCUCGCAGUCGACCUGGCGUCAUUCGGAUAGUGUACGUCAUUACUGAUGGCGCCAACGAUCAGUCCGUGAUGGCGAUCAGUGAGGCGGAGAGGUUGCGCAGUCAGGGUGUUGUGAUUAGUGCGUUGGCUGUUCGUCCGCGUGCGUCAGCAAUCCGAUUCAUCACACAGUUGGUCUCGCCGCCCAAGCAAGCUCAUCUCUCCAUUGCGCCCGACGCGAAGGAGGCAGGCGGAAUCGCGUCUCCGCGACUCGAGAAGUUCGCUGAACAGGUCGUCUCAGGCAUAUGCAUCAAAGGUGAGAACAUUUUGGCUGCCCAGGCAAUCUGGCUUUAA